UACAUACAUACAUCCGUACAAAUAUACAACAAGACAUCAGCCCAAGCUGCAGUAUUUAUCAAUCAGAGUGUUUGUCACUGUUGUUCCGUAUUGUCGUCGUUGUGUUUUGUGUUGUUUUUUUAUUUCUUGUUUAAUCAUCGAGUGCAACAAACAUUACAACUCGAACCCGACCACCAGUUGCCCACCCACCCGCAGCUGCUUUGCGAAUACGAUCACGAAUCAAACAUAAAUCAACAUCAAUCUAAUCAAACAUAAUGGAAAUUUGGCGCUCUGUCACAGUUAGCGCAUUUCUACUAUUCGGAUUUGUAUUUUUCUAUAGUACUGUGGAGGUGGAAUCGUGCAAUGAAGUCGUCUGCGCCUCAAUUGUCUCCAAAUGCAUGUUGACGCAGAGUUGCAAGUGUGAGCUCAAGAAUUGCUCCUGUUGCAAAGAGUGUCUCAAAUGUCUGGGCAAAAAGUACUAUGAGGAAUGCUGCAGUUGUGUGGAGCUGUGUCCAAAACCCAACGACACGCGCAAUUCGCUGUCAAAGAUGUCCCAUGUCGAAGAUUUUGAUGGCGUUCCCGAGCUCUUCAAUGUACUAGCCAAUACACCUGAGGACAGUAAUUUUGAUUACGAUUGGGAUGUUUUCACAUUUCAAGUAGAUUUCGAUACCGUUUUGGCGGGUCCGAAGCUGGAAAAGGAUGUUAAAUACUAUCUAAAAACAAAUGAUAAGAAUCUAGAAGAGGCCAUGAAGGAACGCGAUAAUAUUGUAACCGUCAAUUGUACAGUCAUAUAUUUGGAUCAGUGCGUUUCUUUGAAUAAAUGCCGUCAGAGCUGUCAAACAACAGGAGCGAGCAGUUAUAGAUGGUUUCAUGAUGGUUGCUGUGAAUGUGUGGGCUACACUUGUAUUAACUAUGGCGUCAAUGAGAGUCGCUGUAGGCAUUGUCCUGAAUCGAAAGACUUAACUGAUGAUUUUGACGACGAUAUGAAUGAAGAAAUGCAGGAUUUCGGCGAUAAUAUGGGUCCUUUUGACGGCUCAGUGAAUAGUAAUUAUUAAAAGCAGCAAACAAAUGCCAUUUUAUAAACAAAACGAAACUAUAUUUAACAAAUUAGUUACUCAAAACAGUGACAUUAAUAUUGUGUAGUACGAAAUAAUAUUUGUAUAGCAUUAUUGAUUAUUAUUAUUUUUUUUAUUUAAAAUUUUAGGCACUUUUGAUUGUUUUGCAUUUUGAAUACUAAAAAUGAAAAUAAAUGUACUUUGUAUAUUGUA
This is a messenger RNA of Scaptodrosophila lebanonensis, 1247 nucleotides long. RefSeq names its product protein twisted gastrulation (gene cv). The coding region runs from base 255 to 1034 and encodes 259 amino acids. The record is from RefSeq and is a predicted model, not a curated record. Lineage: Eukaryota; Metazoa; Arthropoda; Insecta; Diptera; Drosophilidae. The transcript is spliced from 4 exons. Gene Ontology annotation, biological process: regulation of BMP signaling pathway.